Messenger RNA from Helobdella robusta, 630 nucleotides. RefSeq lists its product as hypothetical. The transcript is spliced from 2 exons. Bases 1 to 630 code for a protein of 209 amino acids. The record is from RefSeq and is a predicted model, not a curated record. Lineage: Eukaryota; Metazoa; Annelida; Clitellata; Rhynchobdellida; Glossiphoniidae.
AUGAACAAGUACGACUGCGCAUCCAACUAUCCGUGCAAGCAUGAUACAUUUUUCAGUCCCAAGUCUGUUUAUAGACAUAUCGACCCAACCAAAUUUAUAUAUUGCAUCUUUUGGUCAUGUGAAGAAGUCGAAUGUCCAGAGGAAAUGUUUUGGUUCCAGGAUAUACACAGAUGUUUAAUAGCGGUAGACUACGAGAAGUUGAAAGGAUUUUUGAACGUGGUGGAAGAGAAAGAAAACCACACUGAACACAUCCAUGAAAUGAAAUUCGGAUUCUACAAUAAGACAAUCGACGUGGAUUUCAACACUAGCUACACGCACGAAGAUAACAGCACACAUUCCGCAACGAGUUUAAAUUCGAGGAGAAAAAAGAGGAAAAAGAGAACAAGGAAACAGACGGGAUCGCUUCUGCCACUUCAAACAUUUCCGACAACAUUUCAUGAAAGUGCCACAAGCUGGGGCUGGGGCUCUUCAGCACAUGUUCAACAUUCAACGAGGCUAACUUCUAACAAGCAGACAACUGUCGAGAAACCUCCUACAUCGACAUUUCAAAAAGGGUACAGAUCCAAAAGAAGGAAAGCAACACAACUUGAAAAUUCAACAACAAUAAAAACAACUAUUCGUGUAAUAUAA